AAACCACUUCCAAAAAAAAAAAAAAAAACAGAGAGAGAGCGUAGAGAGAGAGACAGCGGUCGUACUACGCCGCCGUGCCUUUUCUCCUCUUCCUCAUCCCCCUGCGCAUCUGCCAAACCUCGUCUCCUUCCCUCCGAUUCCCACCCGGCCCCGGCGAGAUCAGAUGCCGGCGAGACGCUGAUCGCGGAAGUGGACCCAUAGGAGCUGGGGGCGAUGCGGGCGAGCCGGCCGACGGUGCACCCGGUGGAGGCGCCGCCGCCGGCGCCGGCGCAAGGGCAAGGGGAGGGGGAGGGCGUCGCGCACCCGCGCGGGUUAAGGAUGAAGGACCCGCCGGGGGCGCCGGGGACGCCCGCAGGGUUGGGUUUGCGCCUCGCGCAGGCCUUCUUCGCCGCCGCCGCGCUCGCCGUCAUGGCGUCCACCAACGACUUUCCCUCUGUCUCCGCUUUCAGCUACCUUGUUGCGGCAGCCAUUUUGCAAUGUUUGUGGAGCCUUUCGCUAGCCUUUGUGGAUAUUUAUGCACUUCUUGUCAAACGUUCGUUGAGGAAUGCCCGGGCUGUAUGUAUAUUUACUAUUGGAGAUGGGAUCACAGGAACACUGACCUUGGGUGCGGCAUGUGCGUCAGCUGGUAUCACCGUUCUUAUUGGUAAUGAUCUUAACAUAUGUGCAGAGAAUCACUGUGCAAGCUUUGAAACUGCCACCGCGAUGGCCUUCAUUAGUUGGUUUGCACUCGCGCCAUCUUAUGUCUUGAAUUUCUGGUCAAUGGCCUCCAGAUGAGAAUAUAGGAGGUACAGAACAUAUUUUCUUAUUGUCCCUGUAUCAGAUCGCGGUUUGUGAGAGCUGUGAUGCAGUGUGGUAUAACUAAUUGUAAUACACAACUAGAAAUUGAUGAAUGUCUGCUGAAUGUAGCAUAUGAUCGAAUUGUCUGUACAAAAUAGGGAAUAUUUCUUUCUUUUUUUCGAAUUGAAAAGGGUUGUUCUGAAGCU
This is a messenger RNA of Phragmites australis (common reed), 983 nucleotides long. RefSeq names its product CASP-like protein 5A3. The record is from RefSeq and is a predicted model, not a curated record. The transcript is spliced from 3 exons. The coding region runs from base 214 to 774 and encodes 186 amino acids. Lineage: Eukaryota; Viridiplantae; Streptophyta; Magnoliopsida; Poales; Poaceae. Gene Ontology annotation, cellular component: membrane.